Anoplopoma fimbria (sablefish) is the source of this 1838-nucleotide messenger RNA. It is a transcript of the gene p3h4, whose product is annotated as prolyl 3-hydroxylase family member 4 (inactive). The transcript is spliced from 7 exons. Gene Ontology annotation, cellular component: endoplasmic reticulum. Gene Ontology annotation, molecular function: collagen binding; protein binding. The coding region runs from base 165 to 1436 and encodes 423 amino acids. Gene Ontology annotation, biological process: collagen fibril organization; peptidyl-lysine hydroxylation. The record is from RefSeq and is a predicted model, not a curated record. NCBI's taxonomy places the organism in Eukaryota, Metazoa, Chordata, Actinopteri, Perciformes, Anoplopomatidae.
AACCUGUGGUUCUCGGUUUUUUUUCUUCCAGCAUCUUGAUGGACGCAACUUUCACAGCCUACGUGCAAGCAGUCAUGAAUAUUCCCUGGUAAAAGAAAAAGAGGACGUUUCCUGAUCCAUUCAAAACAAGAACCCUCUCCUGCUCGGAGCCGGUCGCGGUAACGAUGCUGCUGGGAAGCUUCUGCCUGGCGCUCCUCCUCCCGGCCGUGGUGGAGGCUCAGUACGAGAAGUACAGCUUCAAGAGUUUCCCUCAGAAAGACAUCAUGCCGCUGGACUCUUCCUACAACUACGCGCUGGAGCAGUACGCGGCGGAGAACUGGGCGGAGAGCAUCAAGUACCUGGAGCUCAGCCUGCGUCUCCACCGGCUGCUGCGGGACAGCGAGGCGUUCUGUAACCGCAACUGCAGCUCCGUCAGCCGGGACAACGACACUCUGUCCGCCGACGGCAGCCUCCGCGUCGUGCGCCACAUCCUACUGAGAGCUGCGUGCCUGAAGAAGUGCAAGGCGGAUCUCCCCGUGUUUAACUUCUCGUAUCCACGCAGGGACUUACUGGACACGUUCGAGAUGAGGGUGCCGUAUCGGUACAUCCAGUUUGCACACUACCAGCUUAACAACGUGGAGAAGGCUGUGUCAGCGGCUCACACCUUCCUGAAGAAGAACCCAACGGAUCCCUAUUUGACUAAGAACAUGAAGUACUACAAGACUCUGUUUGAUGUGGAAGAAUAUCUGAUCGACCACGAGGAGCAGCCGUAUGAAAGUGUUUUCCUGAAGAGCGUGACGCUUUACAACAACGGAGACUUCAGCAACAGUGCCCGAAACAUGGAGCAGGCCAUCACACAAUACUUUGAAAUAUACAGUAUCUGCUUGGCAGGCUGUGAGGGCUCAUAUGAGAUCCUAGAGUUCAAAGACUUCUAUCCCACCCUGGCAGAUCUCUACACAGAUAUGUUGAAAUGUAGAGUAAAAUGUGAGGAGAAACUGACACCCAGCGUUGGAGGCUUCUUUGUGGAGAAGUUUGUAGCCACCAUGUAUCACUACCUCCAGUUUUCCUAUUAUAAAUUGAAUGAUGUAAAGAGUGCUGCUCCGUGUGCAGCCAGCUACAUGCUGUUUGACCGUAAAGACCAGGUGAUGCAGCAAAACAUAGCGUACUAUCGCUUCUACCGCGAGCAGUGGGGACUCGAAGAAACAGACUUUCAGCCUCGGCCCGAGGCUCUGAGGUACUUUAAUGAGACAACCAAGCAGAAAGAGAUGCUGGAGUUUGCACUGAACUACCUACAAACUGAAGAUGAGGGCGAGGUAAGUCCAGAAGAAACGGCCUCCUCUCACACAGAGCAUCCUGACACUGAGUUUGAAGGUAUGGGAGACUACGAGGAGUCCUUCAUGGCUGAAUGGUGGCAAGAACCCAAAACUAAGUGGGAUGCUGGAGAGAUCGCAGACUGACAUCAGUCCUCGUCUCCUGUGCAGACAGCUUCCUCAUCCGGCUCUGUUCCACUUCUCCUGACAACAUACCAAAGAGCGUUGACCUCCCUACAGACAGACAUCGACUUUCCCAACAGUAUUAAGCCGAAAAAUCACAAAUCAUCUGUGUACUUUUCCACAGCAAAAUGAUAAAAUGACUAACUUAUUUGUCAUGUUGAUCAAGAUCAGAGAUUGACAUAUUCUGUUUUGGCUGUCAUCAGCCUUUUAAAACUUUUUUUGUCUUUAUUGUCUGUCAUGCCUGUAUGCCAAUACCUGUCACUGAUUUUUCUACAGUUUUUAUUUAGUUUUUAUUUAAUGAAAGCUGAAUGCCUCUGUGCUGUGUUAUAAGGAAGGUGACAUGUAGCUUUUCUUAUGCUGAAUGAU